Molecule: messenger RNA, 1576 nt
Organism: Neurospora crassa OR74A
Lineage: Eukaryota; Fungi; Ascomycota; Sordariomycetes; Sordariales; Sordariaceae
Gene: pan-2
Product: 3-methyl-2-oxobutanoate hydroxymethyltransferase
Exons: 2
Coding region: 273-1424 (383 amino acids)
Biological process (GO): pantothenate biosynthetic process
Cellular component (GO): mitochondrion
Molecular function (GO): magnesium ion binding; 3-methyl-2-oxobutanoate hydroxymethyltransferase activity
Source: RefSeq, a predicted model, not a curated record
GAGCCGGGCGCAGUGAGAAAAAAAAAAUGGCGCAAAUGUAGAAAUCAUUUACUCUUCCUCUCAAUCAAUCACUUUCAGUGCAGCAUUGGUUAUUUCCAUCAACCACCAAAACCGUGGGGAAAAGUUGCAUCGAUUGUUCCAAGCAUCGCAAAGUCGCUUCAUUCAUUCCGUUGUACCUUCACCUUGCGUAUAUUCUGGACCGGUACUUUACAUACGCUUCUCAUCACUUAUAUAACACCACCACCACAGCCACAACCAUUACAACCACCAUAAUGCACAAGCAAAUAACAUCUUCACUACUCCGGAGGUCUUCUCCCUUCCUUUCCAGGGGUACCAAUUGCAAACCAUUAGUCCUGCUGCGUGGUGCCGGCGGUGCAUCUCAACCUCACCUCAACACCACCACCACCACCACCACCACGGGAUACUACCAACCCCAACUACACCACCACCACCAACAUGUGCAAAUCCAAACCCGCUAUUCUUCUCACUCCCCCAUGGGCCUCCCGCCCACCAACCCCCGCAAAAAGGUCACGCUCAACACGCUGCAGUCCAUGUACAAAAAGGGCGAGAAAAUCACCAUGAUCACGGCGCACGAUUUCCCUUCGGCACACGUGGCCGAGCACGCGGGCAUGGACAUGAUCCUGGUGGGCGACAGCCUGGCCAUGGUUGCUCUGGGGAUGGAGGACACGAGCGAGGUGUUGGUGGAGGAGAUGUUGCUGCAUUGUCGGAGUGUGGCGAGGGCUACUAGCCGGGCUUUUACUGUCGGCGACCUCCCCAUGGGCUCCUACGAAAUCUCCCCCCAACAAGCCCUCUCCACCGCCAUCCGCUUCAUCAAAGAAGGCCGCGUGUCCGCCGUCAAACUCGAAGGCGGCGCCGAGAUGGCCCCCACCAUCCGCGCCAUCACCACCGCCGGCAUCCCCGUGCUCGCCCACAUCGGGCUCACUCCCCAGCGCCAAAACGCCCUGGGUGGCUUCCGCGUCCAGGGCAAAUCCAAAGAAUCCGCCAAGCGAUUACUCCGAGACGCCCUGGCCGUCCAGGAGGCCGGUGCUUUCGCCGUGGUGGUGGAGGCCGUGCCGCAGGAGGUGGCGGCCUUCAUCACCGGUCUCCUGAAAAUCCCAACCAUUGGCAUUGGUGCUGGAAACGGCACGAGUGGCCAGGUGCUGGUGCAGGCCGAUAUGACGGGGAAUUUCCCGCCUGGGAGGUUCUUGCCCAAGUUUGUGAAAAAGUAUGGCGAUGUGUGGGGGGAGGCGUUGAGGGCUAUUGAGACGUAUAGGGAUGAAGUCAAGGGCGGGAGUUAUCCGGCCGAGGAGCAUACGUACCCGAUGGCGAAGGAGGAGGUGGAGGCCUUUGUGGGGGAUGUGAGGAGGCUGAUGAAUGCGAAUGCGUCUGCCAAGGCUGAAGGGGAGGGUGAGAAGGAUGCGUGAGUAAUGCUGUAGUGUGUGCGUGGCAGCGGCGGGAGGAGGAGGAUAAUACGCCUUGCAUGAUGUUGGGAUAAAAAAAUGUGUUGCUGUUUUUGGAUAUAAGAGCGUUGCCUCACGUUGAUAGUGUAGCAAUUUGAUAUGUACCUCUGUCGUGA